UCACCAAACUUGGAUUAAUCUGAGGAGGAGAGCAUACAUAAACUGUAUUAUUAAUGGACAAGAGGAAGCAAAUCGAUCGGAGCUUUGAGGACGACGACGACGACGAGCACGAGGACGAGGAAGAUGGGAGAUACAAGUCCAAGAACCUCAAUGCGGAGAGGCGCCGCCGCAAGAAACUCAGCGACAGACAGCUCGAGCUGCGCUCAUUAGUCCCCAUUAUCACCAAUGCAAGAAACAAACCACACAUCAUCUUAAUUAAUUAAUUAUAUAUAUUGAUUGUCUUGUGUUGAUGAUCGAUCAGAUGACGAAGGCCACCAUUAUCACCGACGCGAUCACCUACAUUGAAGAGCUUAAAACCUCUGUGGAAGAACUCAGCGACCAGUUACUGCGGCUCGAUGCAGCUCGUGAAGACGAAGACGACAGCAAGUCUGAAGAGAUCAUCGUUGAGGCGCAAGAGAAGAUCAACUAUGAACUCACUCCAGAUGUUCAAGUCCUCCAUGUAGGAGGGACGAAGCUAUGGAUAAAGAUUUUGUUCAACAAGAAGAGAGGAGCCAUUACUAAGCUGAUCGAGGCCAUGAGCAGCCUCGGACUUGAUCUUACAAACACCAACGUUACUACAUCCAAAGGUGUCGUUCUCGUCACUUCAUUUGCAGAGGGGAUUCUCGGAGGAGUGGCCGAUUCCGACAAGAUCAAAAACUUCCUGCUCGAGAUUAUUCACAACAUGUAGGAC
Molecule: messenger RNA, 730 nt
Organism: Andrographis paniculata
Lineage: Eukaryota; Viridiplantae; Streptophyta; Magnoliopsida; Lamiales; Acanthaceae
Product: transcription factor DYT1
Exons: 3
Coding region: 290-727 (145 amino acids)
Biological process (GO): regulation of DNA-templated transcription
Cellular component (GO): nucleus
Molecular function (GO): DNA-binding transcription factor activity; sequence-specific DNA binding
Source: RefSeq, a predicted model, not a curated record